AUGAGUAUCUUGGAGCUGGAGGUAGGUGUGCUCGUUAUAACUCCUUUGACGGAUCGAUGCUACCUAUGUCUGAUGGGCGCGCUUCAGCUGGACCUGGGCGGAGCACCAGCGGGUCCAGCUGGCACCGGGAAGACAGAAACAACCAAAGACCUGGCCAAGUCACUCGCCAUACAGUGCGUCGUAUUCAAUUGUUCAGAGGGUUUGGAUUACAAAAUGAUGGGUCGCUUCUUCUCUGGUCUGGCCACGUCGGGAGCUUGGUGUUGCUUCGACGAGUUCAAUAGAAUUGAUAUAGAAGUGUUAUCAGUGAUCGCGCAACAACUCAUCACUAUAAGGAAUGCAAAGGUUGCUAAACAAUCCAGGUUUAUGUUUGAAGGUCGUGAGAUUAAACUCGUUAGAACUUGCGCUGCAUUUAUUACAAUGAACCCGGGCUAUGCGGGCAGGACAGAACUCCCUGAUAACUUGAAAGCUCUGUUUCGUCCCAUCUCCAUGAUGGUACCCGAUUAUGCUUUAAUAGCUGAAGUCAUUCUAUACUCCGAGGGUUUCGAGUCCUCAAAGGGUCUGGCCAAGAAGAUGGUGCAAAUGUAUAAAUUAUCAAGCGAACAGUUAUCCAAACAAGAUCAUUACGACUUUGGGAUGAGGGCCGUCAAGAGUGUGUUGGUAAUGGCGGGUGCUUUGAAACGCGCCAGUCCUGAUCAGCACGAAGAGAAAACUCUACUCUGUGCUUUGAACGACAGUAACCUGCCUAAAUUCUUGGCCGCGGACGCGAUUCUAUUCGCCGGAAUAUUAUCAGAUUUGUUCCCCGGAGUUGAUCUACCUGAAAGGGAUUACGGUGUCAUGGUUGACGUUAUAACUGAAAUGCUGCUGGAGAGAAAACUGCAGGUAAUGACGUGUCAGAUCAGGAAGGUGAUUCAGCUCCACGAAACUAUGAUAGUGAGGUGGGGCGUGAUGCUGGUUGGACCGACAGGUGGAGGGAAAACUGUCGUACUUCAUGUGCUGGGUGACACUUACACUCGUCUGUAUGAAAACGGUGUCGUAGGUCCACAGUAUCAACAAGUACACAAAUAUAUAAUGAAUCCAAAAAGUCUAACUAUCGGGGAACUGUACGGCGAGGUCAAUUUACAAACACUUGAGUGGCACGAUGGCAUACUGCCUCUGUCACUGAGAACCGCAGUGCAGUUCGAGACUCCUGACCACCAAUGGCUGAUCUGCGAUGGUCCGGUGGAUGCUGUGUGGAUAGAGAACAUGAACACGGUCCUGGAUGACAAUAAAAUGCUUUGUCUCUCAAACUCUGAGAGAAUCAAGCUCACGCCUUACGUGCAUAUGGUGUUCGAGGUGGCAGACUUAGCGCAGGCUUCUCCGGCGACUGUUUCUCGUUGUGGUAUGGUGUACAUAGACCCUGAUGAGAUGGGUUAUUUACCUUAUGUACGUUCCUGGCUAGAAGCUGCAGUUGACCGAAACCUCGUAAAUCAAGAAAACUCCGAGUUUCUGUACGAAUUGUUCAAAAUGUUGGAGGUGGGAGUCAAUCAUGUUAACACCAAAUGCAGUGUGGGAAUCAAACAGGUGGACAUUAGUAAAGUAUCAGCACUGUGUGUCUUACUUGGCGCUUUGCUUGGAGAACCUGGUGAUAGAUUCUCGGAUAAAGCAGCAGUUAAAAUUUAUAUAGCGCACUGUUUUAUAUUCUGCUACGUGUGGAGCAUUGGUGGAAACAUUAUUGAAGCCAACAGAAAGACUUUUGAGGAGAUCAUUAAAAGGCAGUUUGAAACCUUCGAAGAGGCUGAAUACUUUCCCCAAGGCUUCAAUUUCUUUGAUAUGUAUAUGGAUACGCGUCAUCGUAAACUGAAGGUGUGGGCGGAGAUCAUUCCCGAGUUUAUCUACGACUGUAAUAAACCUUUCUUCGAGACUCUAGUACCGACGAUCGAUACAGUAAGAUAUGGAUACUUAUUCGAGAAGCUUCUGACUGCUGGGAAACCAGUUAUGUUCACUGGAAAUACUGGUGUUGGAAAAACAGUGGUAGCAGCGGAGGUUCUUAAGAAAAUGUCGUUAACUGGCACCUUUAUUCCUGUAAUGCUGAAUUUCUCAGCUCAAACGAGUAGUAUACGAACUCAAGAAGUUAUCGAGUUACGUUUGGACAAGCGCCCUAGGAAAGCGAUCGGUGCGCCGCUAGGAAAGAAGGUUAUUAUAUUUAUUGAUGACGUCAACAUGCCGCGUCUUGAUGUAUAUGGAGCUCAACCCACCAUUGAACUUCUACGUCAGUAUCUGGAUUUUGGCGGUGUAUAUGACCGAGACAAGCUAUAUUGGAAGGAUAUCCUGGACGUGGUGUUAUCGUGUGCGUGCGCUCCGCCCGGGGGUGGGAGAAAUCCACUCACAGCUCGCUUCGUGAGACACUUCGCAAUGUUCUUUAUAUCCGCACCAAACGCUGAGGCUAUGAAAACCAUAUUUAAGGCAAUUCUAAACGGGCACAUGGAGGACUUCGUUACUGAAGUGUCGGUUCUCGGAGAACCCAUAGUCAACGCAGCCGUAGAAGUUUACCUCAAGAUUUGUGCGGAGUUGUUGCCAACGCCUGCUAAGUCGCAUUAUGUAUUUAAUUUGAGAGAUCUUUCCAAAUCAAUGCAGGGAGUGCUACAAGCAAACGCCGCUUACAUGAGACUCCCUCAAGGGAUGCUUAGGCUCUUCUAUCACGAAUGUCUGCGAGUAUUUCACGAUCGUCUAAUCAAUAUAGAGGACAAGAGUUACUUCUUCCAUCUCAUGAGUAACGUCUGCCAAAAGAACUUUCAGCAUUCGAUCUUGGAAAUACCGGAUACUCCUAUCAUAGAGGACCCACCGUUGCUACUUUUCGGUGACUUUCUUAACUCGGCCAUACCAAAAGAAAACAGGAUCUACCAGGAAAUACCUGACAUAGAUAAAUUAAUGGUUGUCUUGAAGGAAUAUUUAGAGGAGUAUAAUUCAACGGCUCGCGCCGAGAUGCACUUGGUGUUGUUCCGCGACGCUGUCGAGCAUGUCGUGCGUGUGGCGAGGGUUUUACGCGCGGAGCGAGGUCAUUGUCUGAUGGUUGGCACUGGAGGCUCGGGCAGACGGUCCGUGGCAACACUGGCUGGACAUGUCAAUGAGUGCAAAUGUAUGGGUAUGGAGUUAAAGCGCAAUUACGAUACUCCAGAAUUCCACGACGAUCUCCGUAACAUGUACAUGCGUGCCGGCGUCUCCGGUGACGAUACUGUCUUCCUGUUUACUGAUACACAAAUCACCAAGGAAGAGUUCCUCGAGGACAUCAAUAAUAUGCUCAACUCAGGUGAAGUACCGAAUCUGUUUGAGGGCGACACUUACGAGCAGGUUCAAUCGGGUUGUCGAAAUGAAGCAGCAAAAGUAGGAAUAAAUCCAUCAGAUAGAGACGCUGUUUAUUAUUACUUCAUUAACAAGGUGCGGUCGAAGCUGCAUCUGUGUAUAUGUAUGAGCCCAGUCGGAGAGGCGUUCAGACGUCGCUGUCGCAUGUUUCCCUCCCUGGUAAACUGCUGCACCAUAGACUGGUUCACAAAGUGGCCACCAGAGGCUCUGCGUUCUGUGGCACAACAGUGUUUGCAGCCGCUUGGUGAUGAAAAAAUUAUCAAUAUGAUAUCCACACUGGCCGUUUCUAUGCAUCAGGACGUGGAUGUGAUGACUGAGCGAUUGUUUGAAGAGAUGAGGCGUCAUUUCUAUUCUACACCUAGCAGCUACCUCGAUCUCCUUAAGCUGUACCUGUCUUUAUUAGAUAAGAAGCAGCAAGAAAUUAUACGGGGAAGGGAUAGAAUUUCCUGUGGAUUACAGAAAUUGUACGAAACCUACGAAGUUGUUGGUGUUAUGGAGCAGCAAGUGCGUGAAAUGGAACCUAUCCUUGCUAAAAAAGCAGAGGAGGGCAUGGCACUGGUUGCUCGGCUUAAAGUUGAACAGAAGGCCGCUGACGAAGUCAAGCAAGCUGUGAUGAAGGAUGAAGCUGAGGCUAAAAUAAAAGCAGAAGAAGUAAAGAAAAUAGCUGACGAGGCGAAGGCGGACUUAGCGUUGGCAAUGCCAGCGAUGGAGGCGGCACAGAACGCUUUGAAGGCACUUAACAAGGCAGAUAUUAAUGAAUUGAAAGCUUUCCAGAAGCCACCGGCUCUAGUGCGCUUUGUAAUGGAACCGGUCUGCAUUCUUCUCGGUGCAAAACCAGACUGGGAUUCCACAAAAAAACUACUGGCUGACGUCAACUUUAUUCGUAAUUUAGAAGAGUACGACAAAGAUCAUAUUCCAGAUGCAUUGCUAAAGAAAAUUAAAACUUAUUUGACACAUAAGGACUUCAAUCCUGAUACAGUGGUCAAAGUCUCCAAGGUUUGCCGCUCUAUGGUACUAUGGGUUCAAGCUAUUGACAUGUAUGCAAAAGUUUUUAGGGUUGUAGAACCGAAGAUUCUCAAACAUAAAGAAGCAGCUGCUAUAUUAAAAAGUGUGAUGGCUGUACUGAGAGCAAAACAGAAAGAGGUUGAAGCCAUCGAAGCUAUGUUAGCGAAAAUGAUGGACGAGUUAAAGGUUGUAGAGGAGGAACGUAUCAAAUUACAAGCAGAUGUUGAUUUAGCGUCCGCGAGGUUGUCUCGAGCUGGGAAACUAACGCAAGCACUCGCUGACGAGAAAACUCGGUGGGAAGAAGGUGUCAAGGCAGCAACCUUUAAACUUCACUGUACCACGGGCGAUAUAAUUAUAGCGUCGGGCUGUAUCGCUUACUUCGGAGCCUUUCCUUCGAAUUACAGAAGAGAACUAGAGAAUAAAUGGGUCGACCAGUGUCGGGAAUUGGAGAUACCGUCUUCAGAGUCGUUUGACCUGAUAUCAAUAAUGGCGGAUUCUUACACGGUGCGUACAUGGAACGCUCAAGGGUUGCCUCGAGACUCAAUAUCCACUGAGAAUGGUAUAUUAGUGACACGCGCAGGAAGAUGGCCGCUCACUAUCGAUCCUCAAGAACAGGCAAACAGAUGGAUAAAGAACAUGGAGCGUAGUAACGGCUUACAGAUUACGAAGUUAAACGAUGUUGCAUACUUGAGGAUGCUGGAAAACUGUAUACGUCUAGGUUGGCCCAUGCUCAUAGAGGAUCUCGGGGAGUCCUUGGAAGCUACGCUAUCUCCUGUUUUGCUCAAACAAACUUUCAUGCAGGCCGGUCGUCUUCUUAUUCAUCUUGGUGAUAGUGACAUCGAAUAUGACACGAAUUUCCGUCUCUACCUUACAACCAAACUCGCAAAUCCACAUUACUUACCAGAAAUCUGCAUACAAGUGACCCUUGUCAACUUCACUGUGACACUUUCGGGUUUGGAAGACCAAUUGCUGGCAGAUGUGGUGCGUUUGGAACGACCUGAUUUAGAAUUGCAGCGAUCAGAGUUGAUAGUACGAAUUAAUGCUGAUAAAGCAUCGUUGUUGGAAAUAGAGGAUAAGAUCUUACGGUUGCUAUACGCGUCUUCUGGAAAUAUCCUUGAUGACGAGGAACUUAUUGAAACUCUGAACGAGAGUAAGGAAACAUCAGAGAUAAUAAACGCUCGGUUGGAGGAGACUGAAGCGACGGAGGUGAGUAUAUCAGCUGCGAGGGAGAAGUACCGCACUGUGGCGACACGUGGUGCUGUUUUAUACUUCGCGGUCGCUCAACUGGCUGACAUAGAUCCCAUGUACCAGUUCUCGCUCAAGUAUUUCAACCAGGUUUUCAACUUGGUUAUAGAGAAGAGUGAAAAAAGCGAUGUACUGGAGACCCGUCUCGAGAUAUUGCUCCGUGAGAUUACACUAUCCGUAUACCGCAAUGUGUCGCGAGGUCUUUUUGAACGACACAAGCUGGUUUUCAGUUUCUUAUUGAACAUGGCUGUAUACCUACACGCCGGUUUAGUCAGACACGACCAAUGUGACUUCAUACUCAGAGGACCUGCUGGCACUAAAGUGGUGCCACCAAAGAAACCUCCGGUGGAAACUCUAACGGAACAGAUGUGGUUGGCCGUGAAUCACUUACAAGAAACUGAUCCAAGCUUCGAGAACUUCGUGAAGGACUGUCAGCGACGAAUACAAAUAAAGCUUGGCACAUUUUCGCUGGAGAUUCACGUUAACAAAAACGAUAAAAACCCAGCAGUAGUGAACUGGGACGAACAUCUGAAUUCUUUUGAGAAAUUAAUGUUAAUAAAGUCUAUAAAAGAAGAGAAGCUUGUGUUCGCUAUAGCUCAGUACGUGAGCACGAGUCUCGGCUCCGUAUUCAUAGAGAGUCCUACUGUUCAAUUGAAUACCCUAUACGCUGACACAACUUGUUCUAUACCUUUGGUAUUCGUGCUAAGUACGGGAUCGGAUCCAUUUGGUGCGUUCCAAAAAUUUGCUACUGAAAUGGGAAUGAGAGAUAGAGUUCACUCGAUAUCACUCGGUCAGGGCCAAGGACCGGUUGCAGAGAAAAUGAUAAACGCUGCCAAACCCAAAGGAGAUUGGGUAUUUUUGCAGAAUUGUCAUCUAGCAGCUUCCUGGAUGUUGAGUCUUGAACUAAUAGUUGCUAAUAUGGGCAGCGAUCAAAGUGGCUUGCAUCCAGAUUUUCGACUCUUUCUCAGUUCAAUGCCUACACCGAAAUUUCCUGUUUCCGUGUUACAAAAUUCAGUGAAAGUUACUAACGAGCCUCCCAAAGGUCUAAAAGCGAACGUGAAAAGAGCGCUGAUAGAAAUGGAAGACGACUUUUUUGAAAAUCACGUUUUGGGACAAGAUUGGCGAACGAUGCUAUUCGGUAUAUGCAUGUUUCAUGCUAUUAUUCAAGAAAGAAAGAAGUUCGGUCCACUUGGUUGGAAUAUCACAUACGAGUUUAAUAAUAGCGACCGGGAAUGUGCUUUACUGAAUUUGCAAAUGUUCUGUGAGGCUGGUCAUAUACCAUGGGAUGCUUUGGAGUAUAUUACGAGUCAGAUUACAUACGGUGGUCGAGUCACUGACAUGUGGGAUCAGAGAUGUCUAACAACCAUUCUCGAGCUAUUCUUCUCGCCCCCUACUUUGGAAGACGACUACACUUAUUCACCUUCCCGUAUAUAUUACUGUCCUAGACUUGAAAAGUUACAGGACGUUCGUGAUUAUAUCGAUACAUUACCAGUGAUAGAAGAUCCCGAAAUUUUUGGUAUGCAUGAGAAUGCCAAUAUCGCCUACGAGAAUAAAGAAACUAGUACGCUCAUUCGGACGAUAGUAGAUGUUCAACCUCGUACAGGAGGUGGAGGUGGUGGGGAUACACCAGAUCAGAUCGUAUGGCGUAUUUGUGAUCAGACGAGAGCAGUUGUCGUUAGAAAGGUGGACAGAAACCUCAUCAACCCCGAGCUCAUGAUACCAGAUGACAUGGGACAAUUACACUCGCUCUCAACCGUCCUAUUACACGAGACUGACAGAUUCAACACUCUACUAGCACUCAUCCAUUCAUCACUUACUGAACUGCAAAAAGCUAUUAAGGGCGUGGUCGUGAUGUCAGAAGCAUACGAAGAAGUAUUCAAUUCAUUCCUCAAUAAUAAGGUACCAGAGAUGUGGCAUCGCAAAGGAUACAAUUCUCUUAAGUCGUUGGGCAGCUGGAUACAUGACCUCACACUGCGGAUCGACUUUAUAGAGCGAUGGUUGAUUGACGGCGGCGCUCCAAGUAGCUGGGUGUCGGGUCUUUUCUUCCCUCAAGGCUUGUUGACGGGUUCUCUUCAGGCGUACGCGAGACGAUACAGGGUGCCCAUAGAUGCACUCAUGUUCGAUUUCAUACCAACACAGAUAUUUCUAUCCCAAGAGGAUGUUUACAAACAGAAUAAGAAGAAGGCCAAAGAUGAUGAGACGAAUGUUUACGGUUCGUUGGAGAAGCCUGAAGACGGUGUGAACAUUCACGGACUAUUCAUAGACGCUGGUCGAUGGGACGUAACUCACGACUGUCUCUCAGACGCUUUGCCAGGUCAAAUGAACCCAUCUCUGCCCGUGGUGUGGUUCAAGCCUGUUUUGUCGCUACCCAAACCCGACCCUCGUUACGAGGCGCCUCUCUAUAAGACCUCUGAACGAGCCGGGGUUCUAUCCACGACUGGCCACAGCACUAACUUCGUCCUGCCGGUUCUGUUACCAGCUGACCAGCCUUCCGAGUUCUGGAUCAUCCGAGGAACAGCGCUACUCACACAGAUCACUGACUGA
This is a messenger RNA of Danaus chrysippus (African queen), 8133 nucleotides long. The record is from the annotation of a GenBank genome assembly. NCBI's taxonomy places the organism in Eukaryota, Metazoa, Arthropoda, Insecta, Lepidoptera, Nymphalidae.